Lymnaea stagnalis (great pond snail) is the source of this 4286-nucleotide messenger RNA. NCBI's taxonomy places the organism in Eukaryota, Metazoa, Mollusca, Gastropoda, Lymnaeidae. The record is from the annotation of a GenBank genome assembly.
AAUCUUUACUAUGCCCACCCGCUGAAGAAGGAAAAAAUCACACGUUGAUUUUCAAGUGGAUUUUUGAUGAGAAAAACACUGAUAUAAAAAUAAGUGUUGAAAGAAAGGAAUAUGCAAUAGCAAUGUGUUUUUAUCCGAAUACAUGCACGGAUUAUUAUGAUGAUGAAUUUAAAACAAAAUAUAUGUUUGAUCGCUACAGAAACAGAAGUACUAUAGAAGUACAGAUUUUCAAAACUUCACGAGAUGAGGAAAGCUUUUGGUAUAUUGUGCAAAAUACUGUUGUUUUCAAGUGUGCAGUUAAGAUCUAUUGUAAGUAUAUAUAAUUAAUGUCUAAGAGAGGAGAUUUAACAAGACAUAUAUUUCCGUUAUGUAAAUGAAAGUGAAUGACCAGCAAAUUCGAGAAACUUUAAAGGUGGAAGUGUUGACUGGGGGUUUGGGACUGUAUUGGGUUAGGAGGCAAUUUGUUUUGUAUAAAAAAUGUGAUGAGUACGUUUAGUAAGAGUAAGGAAAUGAUGUUUGGCGGAUCGAGUUAUUGAAUCUAGUGGGCAAGAAAUUAUGGAGAAAUGUGCUGGUGUUAAACAGCCUUGAAUAAGAGUGUUAAGGAGAACAACCAGACUUGUAGCUGGGCUCAAAAUUGGAAUUCAGCAUGUAACUCUACUUUUGGCCCGGAGUGGUAUAAAUAUUUUAAUGUCGUUAGAUAGCAAGCUUCUUUCACAUCUAUAUAGCUCAAUAAACAGAAAAAUAAAUAAUAAGCAAAUGAAAAACGUUGACCUAUGCUUAUAUCAUUAUUGGAUGAUAUUUCGUAACGUUAUAUUGUUUUUGACAAUUUAAUAUGCAUUAUUAUUUGGCUCAUGUGUCGAAAAAUACGUAACAAAGGCCUGAAACAAGUAUAUAAAUAAAAACAAUACGUAAGUUAGUUAUUUUAACAAAAUUCAAUUUAAUUAUACUAUUAAAUGUAAUAUAAAAAAAAAAAAAAAUUAAAGAUACAGAAUUUUAAAAAUAUAUAUUAGCAGCAGAGCAAUUUAGUCGAAAGAUAAAGAUACUAUUAUGAACACUCAUAGAGUGCAAUUUUUUAAGUCAACUUUACAUAUAUGAGGGAUCAUAAAGGUUAGGAAAUCUAGCACAAAUCUCUUCCGGCUACUGGCUUAUUUAUAGGAAAUGAGCUGGAUUGCUACAGAAACGAAAUUGUAAAACAUUCAUCCCCGAUAGCAUACUUUAGACAAAAUUAGAAGUUAUACAUCCUUUUCCCAUUUGUGACGUCAAUAACAAAAAAAAAUUGGGAUAGAAGUGAUGGAUGAUUGAACGCUACUUUGACAUAGGUGCUAUUAAAGAAAAUAACAAGUAGUUAGAUUAAAAACUUACAUGUAUACUAAAUUUUAUUUUUAAGUUGAAUAUUGUAUAUCAGUUUGAAAGAACCAAAUCUGAAACAAAAGCAUUAAACGAAAUGUUAAUCAUCAGAUAAACAUUUCAUCCUGAACGACAACAGUCAACGGAAGGGGAAAUCGAUGGGAUGAAAUUUAAAUCGAUGGGGUGAAAAUUAUUAUCAAAAAUCGACUGUAAACAAAUAUCAAUGGUCAAUUGACCAUCAAAGCUGGGAGUUGAAACAUCAUGGCAGAAUUUUCACUGAGGAAGACAAAUGCAUAAAACAAUUGAGGCAGGAGUGCAGACGGAAACCAAAUCCAUGUGAUUUAACACCGUCUUUAUUAAUAGUAGUAUCAGACUGGGCCUCUAUAACUUCCAAGUGAUGUAUUUAAGGUGAGCAGUUGGUAAAACUAAAAGGGACCACAAAAAGAACUAGAAAUUAAUUGGUGUCAUACCAUUCAACUGGUAUAUGGAUUAGUAAUUUAAAACCUGUUUAGCAAUCUGCCUAGAUUGUCUAUAAACCAAGUUGCUCACCUAUUCUACAAUAUCUAGCAGUCCGUAUUCAGGAACAUAGGGAGACUACGAUGAAUGACUACAAAAGGGAGAGGUCCAUACCGCUUUUAUAAAAAAGGGGGCCAUUAAUGUGACUAACAACUCAUCUGUGACUUUCGACUCUUUGAAAGUUACAUGAAUAUUUUUUACAAGACUUUUCCAAUCAACUGUACCUAGAAAAAAGUUAAAAUAUUUUUACAGCCCUUUUUGGCAAUAAAAGGCAUUACUUUAAGUGUUUCUUUCAGGCUUCUUUCACGGAGUGUGGCACUGCCUCCCAGUAAGCCAGAUGUCCCCCCCCCACCCCGGAGCAAAACGUGUGCAACAAUACAACGAAAAUAUAUUUUUAUUAAAAUGACUAAAUUUUGAUUUUGAAAAUUGCAACUGUUGCCUUCAACCUCAUCAUGUUAGAGUCUUACAGUAUUCGGUUAUUAAUAUCUUACUGGCUGAUCUAAUCUUAACUCUGGUUGUUCGCAUUCAUCGGUAUUUUUCUUGAUUAUCUUUUUUUUUAUUACUACAAAUUUAAAAUCUUUAAUGACACUGUAUUAAUAUAUACAUUCACAUCUAAAAUAUCUACAAUUUGAAUAAUAGUUCUUGCUAAUUAACAAGUUUUCAAAAUAUAUUUCAUUUUAAAAGCAUGACUUUUAAAGUAGGGUUAUGUGUUAAUUAUAAAUUGUAUGAUGGCAAUAUGUUUUAAAUAAUAUUGAUCUUGUCGUAAUUUUAAUUGUACUUGAUUCCAUUUGUUUUGAAUUAGAAAAUGAAUCCUUUUAAGCAUUUGAUUUUUAAAAAAAAAUAGAUUAUAUACAAAUAAUGCGAGUUUCAUUACUUAUUAUUAAUUCGAAAAACGAUUGUUUUUUUUUUUUUUUUUUUUUUUUUUUUUUUUUUUUUUUUUUAAUAUUUUAUUUUUUUUUUUUUUAUUUUUAUUUUUUUUUUUUUUUUUUUUUUUUUUUUUGUUUUUUUUUUUUACAAAAACUUAGUCUAUAUUUAUUAAAUGCCAACUGCUUUUGUCUGUUUAAUGUAAGAAUAUGAAACAAAUAUAUAUUUUGAACAAAAGCUUAUUAUAAGUAAUGUGUUGUGGUAUUUUUUCUUUCCAUUUGCAUUCAAAAUGUAUAAUGAUUUUUUUCAGUGAUGUUAAUUAAGUGAAUGAAAUUUGUUUCCUAAUUUUUUUUUUUUUAAAUUUAUUUCUUAAUUAAGUAGUUACCCACAAAUUAAUAUUUGCAUAAUACAAGCAGGUCAAGCUCAGAUUUUCAAUGCUUUCUGCUACUUUCGGUUUCAUCCCCUCCCCGCCUUGCAGUGAAAGAUUACAAUAAGGAAAAUAUUCUUACCCCAUCUGUAAGUCCCUAAAAUGGAGAACACCCUGCCGUGACUGGGUUUGCUUGGUUCAAACGAUGGUUCUAAGGUUAGGUGAUACCAACAUUUGUUUAACUAGGAUCUCUUACGUUGUUCUCGAAUUAUGUGUAGAAUGUUGCAAAAUUAAAUGAAAAUAUGUGCUGAAAUGCAUUCUUGUAUUUUGAAUUUUUGAGGACUUUAACGAUUUAAAGGGAAAGAAUAACCUAAGGCAAAAUCACAUCCUCAAAGGCGACAUUAUUGAUACCGAUCAAGAUUCAUCGGCGCCCUCGAUUUUCACCCUACUUUCCGAUGAAAACGAUCACAUAUUUAGUUGUAGAUUGAAUGAUAGUAACUGCCUAUUACAUAGUUAGUAUUAUGGGCGGCUAAAGAUUUUACCGCUCUCCGUUUUUACUCUGAAGUUCUCCGAAAAUGCCACAACUUCAUAUAAAGACAAAGUAACACCUUUAGAUACCAUCAUAACCUAUUUGACCGCCUUCACUAGCCUGACGCUCCUUAGUUACGACUCUAGCUACUGCCCACUGGCAACUAGCACUCCCUACCCCCUAAAAUCUGAAAUACCUCUCAAGGCAAGUAUCUUAGAGAACACUGAUUCCUCUGCUACAAAUAUAACGCAUUUUAAUUUAUUAGCCCGAAACUGUGAUCUUUCAAAGCUAUGAUUAAUUAGUUUCAACGUAUUUUAAAUAAGAUAAAAUAUAUUUCUCUGCAAUUAAACUAAUAUUAUGUCUUAAAAUAUUCACUCUAUUCAAGCAAGAGCUCCUACAGUGUCGUGCAAUCAAUUUGUAUCAGAUGAUGGACUCUACAUUUCAUGUUCGGCCUCACAAAUUUAUCCGAUGGCAAAAUGCGUUAUAGAAAUAGUUUCUUUAAAGGUACGUAUAAAUUCUAUAGAUUCCUAUAGUUUUACAUCUAUUUAUAAAAUAUAUGACAGUUUAAAAAUUAACUUUUUAAUCAACAGAGUGCCAAGAUAUUUAUAAAUACAACGAUGAUGUGUGAAAAUAACAGACUAGUUGGUAGGCCAACGUAUUAUG